GAGUGUCUGUCAGUGACUCAUUUUUUGCACUAAAAUCAUGAAGGUUGUACCAGAAAAGAAUGCCGUGCGAAUCCUUUGGGGCCGAGAACGUGGAACACAAGCUUUGGGAGCACAGCGUCUUUUGCAGGAGUUGGUUGAAGACAAAACCCGUUGGAUGAAAUGGGAAGGCAAGAAAGUUGAGUUGCCGGAUAGUCCACGCUCCACUUUUCUGCUAGCAUUCAGUCCAGACAGGACUCUCAUGGCAUCAACUCAUGUGAACCAUAAUAUUUACAUCACAGAGGUGAAAACGGGCAAGUGUGUUCACUCGCUAGUUGGACAUCGACGCACACCAUGGUGUGUAACUUUUCAUCCCACUAUCCCAGGGCUCAUUGCUUCAGGGUGCCUUGAUGGAGAGGUUAGAAUCUGGGAUUUGCAUGGUGGAAGUGAGAGCUGGUUUACAGAUAGCAACAAUGCCAUUGCAUCCUUGGCUUUUCAUCCAACGGCCCAACUUCUGCUAAUUGCAACAGCCAAUGAGAUUCACUUCUGGGACUGGAGUCGCCGGGAGCCUUUUGCGGUUGUGAAAACAGCUAGCGAAAUGGAGCGUGUCCGACUAGUACGAUUUGAUCCCCUUGGGCAUUAUUUACUCACAGCAAUUGUUAACCCUUCCAACCAGCAGAACGAUGAGGAGGUGGAAAUACCUGUGGAUAGUACAGAAAUACCACAUUAUCGUCAACGUUCCAUUCUCCAAUCUCAACCAGUGAGACGCACACCACUCCUUCAUAAUUUCCUGCAUAUGCUGUCAUCACGCUCUUCUGGUAUCCAGGUGGGAGAGCAAAACGCCAUGCAAGACUCUGCUACACCCUCCCCUCCUCCUCCUCCCCCGCCUCCUCCUCCCCCACCACCUCCCCCACCACCUCCCCCUCCUCCUCCUCCUCCACCACCACCACCUCCAGCUAGUGAAACCUCUAGAGCAUCUGCCUAUAAUGGCCUCAGUGAGCCUGUCAAUUACCCCUCAGUAAAAUGUUGCCAGCAUCUGGGGGUUUUGUGCCUUUGCAGGCGAUGUUCUAGUGCAAGACUUCCAUCUUCUCUCUUCCCAUCCCAGGACAACGCCCCUUCCACAUCCUCUGGGUCCACUGGCACUUCCUUUUCUUCUGUGCAAAUGGAACCUUACCAACCCCAGGAGCAGGCCUCUUCAACACAGCAGGAGCAGGGACUCCUUAAUCGACCAUCUGCUUUCAGCACUGUUCAGAGCAGUACUGCUGGCAACACCCUGCGCAACUUUAGCCUGGGCCCCACUCGUAGAUCCCUUACUGGGUCUUUGUCAGGCCAUCCGUCCAGGAUCCACCCAAGACAGAUGGCCUCAGGGUUGGAGGGUUCUGAGUGGACUCGAACAGUGUUAAAUAUGGGCCCUCGCUCUGAGCUGGAAGGUAUGCCUCCUCCUAGAACCAGUGCCUCUUCAGUGAGUUUGUUGUCGGUACUGAGACAGCAGGAAGGAAGUUCCCAAUCCUCUGUAUAUACUUCAGCUACAGAAGGGAGGGGUUUCCCAGCUCCUCCUGAAGCUGAAGCAGAAAGCACCAGUAGUACUGGCCCAAGCAAUCCAGCCAGCCUUCGCAAUGAGCUUCAGUGUGACUUGAGGCGGUUCUUCUUGGAAUAUGAUAGGCUUCAAGAACUAGAUCAGGGGAUAAGUGGUGAACCUAGUCAGUCACAUCAGGCCCAGGAAAUGCUUAAUAACAACAUUGAGCCUGAUAGGCCUGGUCCUUCUCAUCAACAGACCCCACAUAGCAGUGAAAACAAUUCCAAUUUGUCACGGGGGCAUCUGAACCGCUGUCGCGCCUGUCACAACCUGCUGACUUUUAACAAUGACACACUUCGCUGGGAAAGAAGCACACCCAGCUAUGCACCAGGGCAGUCCCAAAGCACAUUUGAGGGGGUGCCAUCCAGCAGUAGCCAGCUGCCACCUUCUGAGAGAAUGGAAAGCCGAACCUCUCCCUCUAGCAGGCUGCCCCUGAGAAGAUCUUCUAAUCCUCAAGAGGAAAGGACUGUGAGAGGGGUCUUUAAUCAAGAGACGGGGCACUGGGAAAGAAUUUACAGCCAAUCUGCUUCAAAUAGACCUGAGAAUGUAUCACAGGACGCCUUAAACCAGGAAAUGCCUGAGGAGAUUUCAGAAGAGGAUUCACUCAGGAGGUAA
Protobothrops mucrosquamatus (brown spotted pit viper) is the source of this 2167-nucleotide messenger RNA. Its product is annotated as activating molecule in BECN1-regulated autophagy protein 1-like. Gene Ontology annotation, cellular component: intracellular membrane-bounded organelle. Gene Ontology annotation, biological process: autophagy. Lineage: Eukaryota; Metazoa; Chordata; Lepidosauria; Squamata; Viperidae. The record is from RefSeq and is a predicted model, not a curated record. Gene Ontology annotation, molecular function: protein binding. The coding region runs from base 38 to 2167 and encodes 709 amino acids. The transcript is spliced from 6 exons.